CCGCGCAAGCAACGCAAAAGUUUUAAACCGUAUCCACGAUGGGCUUCAUUUCGGAUCGCUUUGACCUGGAGAAGCAGGUGACGUUCUACCUCUCGUACCACGACAACAAAAUCAACCAGUACAUCCACUUGGCCUGCAUCUGGCCCAUCUUCGUGUCGGGACUCAUAAUCCUCGCGCACACGCAGCCGCUAGUCGAGACGCCAGCGCUGCUGACGUCGCUUCCUUACGGCGAGUUCAUCCUGCUAAACUACUCGGCCGUCAUCGCAGGCAUCUACAUGCUCUGGUACAUGGCUCUGGACAUUUACGCCGGCACAUUGGGAGCCACCAUCAUCUCCGUCUGCUUCGUAUUUGCCAACUAUUUCGUUGUCGAGGGCGCCAAGGCCAUGGACGUGCACAGUAUGCACGUGGCCUUGGCCAUCCAAGCCACGGCCUGGAUCCUGCAGUUCAUUGGCCACGGCGUCUUCGAGCGUCGCAAACCGGCGCUCUUCGACAGCCCGGACCAGGCUCUGAUCACCGCUCCGAUGUUCGUGCUGCUCGAGAUUUUGUUCCCACUCGGUUACCGUCCGGAACUCUACAAGCGCGUGAUGAAGCAGGCUCGGAUCAAUGUCAAGACCUUCCAGGCUACAAAGACGCUUUGAGGUUGAGAAAAAGCGAUCUAGGUUUUAUAUAAAAAAAGUAAGUCUGUUCAUCAGA
Messenger RNA from Phytophthora infestans T30-4, 693 nucleotides. RefSeq lists its product as uncharacterized. Gene Ontology annotation, biological process: sphingoid catabolic process. The coding region runs from base 39 to 638 and encodes 199 amino acids. Gene Ontology annotation, cellular component: endoplasmic reticulum. The record is from RefSeq and is a predicted model, not a curated record. NCBI's taxonomy places the organism in Eukaryota, Oomycota, Peronosporomycetes, Peronosporales, Peronosporaceae. The transcript has a single exon.